Messenger RNA from Tribolium castaneum (red flour beetle), 566 nucleotides. RefSeq names its product TBP-associated factor 13 (gene Taf13). Gene Ontology annotation, cellular component: transcription factor TFIID complex. The transcript has 4 exons. Gene Ontology annotation, molecular function: protein heterodimerization activity. Lineage: Eukaryota; Metazoa; Arthropoda; Insecta; Coleoptera; Tenebrionidae. Gene Ontology annotation, biological process: transcription by RNA polymerase II. The coding region runs from base 104 to 496 and encodes 130 amino acids. The record is from RefSeq and is a predicted model, not a curated record.
GAAAACGUCAAACACAAAAACGAAAUUCCACCAACUAAACGUCAAAAAAAAUAACCUUAAAGAAUAAUUCUUGCAUUUUCAUUUAAUAAUAAAAGUGGUGAUUAUGGCAGCCACUGACGAAAAUUUCGAACAGUUUGAAGAGGACGAGGGGGCUGAUACUAACUUAGUCCUGUGUAGUGCAGGCCGAAAGCGCCUUUUUAGCAAAGAGUUGCGUUGCAUGAUGUACGGCUUUGGCGACGACCAAAACCCUUACACCGAAAGCGUCGAUAUUAUCGAAGACCUUGUGAUCGAAUUUAUCACAGAAAUGACCCAUAAAUGUAUGGAGAUUGGAAGGACGGGGCGAGUUCAGGUGGAAGAUAUCGUUUUUCUAGUAAGAAAGGACCCACGUAAAUAUGCAAGAGUUAAAGAUUUACUCACAAUGAAUGAGGAACUGAAACGUGCACGUAAAGCUUUUGACGAAAUUAAGUUCGCAGGGAAAGACGCUCUUAUUAAUUGAAAUUAUUGUCCUCAGUUAUUGUAACAAUUUAUUUCUUUUGUACAAGACAACAAUAAAUCAUUUAUAAAAA